Molecule: messenger RNA, 5763 nt
Organism: Adineta steineri
Lineage: Eukaryota; Metazoa; Rotifera; Eurotatoria; Adinetida; Adinetidae
Source: the annotation of a GenBank genome assembly
AUGUCACAAUUGUUCGGCCGAACGAAGCCGAACAAGGCCGAUGAAACAAUUCAAAGAACAAAAGAAAAAAUUAUUGACGUAACAAAAAAUUUAUCCGAUCGACAACGAUAUUUAAAACAAUUAAUUGAUCAAUUAUCAGUUGAUGAUUUACAAACAUUUUUUAAAAAUUCGUAUCAACAUAUUUUUUAUCUUUUCUUUGAAAAUUUUAGUCAAGUUGAAAGUAAUAUAACACGAGCACUUUCAAAACAAAAUCAAUCAGAACUUGAAUAUGUUACCAAUUUAUUAGAGCGUAUUCUUACAUUAUUACCUACACUUGUACAUCAAAGAUGGCAGGCUCAUUGUAUAUGCAAUGUAAUAAAAAGAUAUUUUGUUGUUUGCAACAGUCCACAGGGUGUUGCCCGUGGUAUGCGACUUUUUCUUCUCUGGUAUCAAAUAUUGGGUAGUAAUGCUGUUGAAGAAGAGCAUUCACUUUUUAAAGGUCUUAUACGUAAUUGGAAUCAAACAUUAGUUGGUACACGUGCUAGUGGAGAAAAUAAUCAUACUGAUGAACAACCAUCUGCAGCAUUCAAUGAAUUAUUUCGAACACCACCUGAUGCAUUUCGAUGGGCUGAUAUAAUUCCAAUUUGGCCAAAAAAUACGUCUGAUUAUGAACCAACUCUUGAACGUUGGCUUCUUUUUAUGUUACAUACAAUAUCGGACACAUGUAAACGUGUUUUAUGGGAUUCAAAUCGUGAAUCAUCACGUAUAGAAAAACAAGAAGAAUGUUUUCGUUUUUUAUUUGAUAUGUUCAAACGUUAUUAUAUGCCAACACUUUUCCCAACAUUUACCGAACAAAAUAUUUAUGAUUUAUCAGCACCAAUAACUAUUCCCGAAACAGUACGAAUUGAAAGUGAUCGACCACGAAGACGACAAACAUGUUUAUGUCGAACAGCAUUUGUUACAUGGUUAUUACCAUUUCUCAAUGAAGAACAAAAUCGUGAUAGAACAUUAACUCGUGUACCUAAUCCUAAUCUAGCUACUCAAAUUGCAUUAACUCAAUCAACAACAUCCAUGGGUACAGUAACUGGUUUAUCUGAUUAUUCAUUAUUUUCAAAUGAAUUAUAUCAUAUAAUCACUGGAUCAAUAUCAAAAAAUCAAACAGCAUCAUUUCAACAAAUAGUAAAUUCUAUGGGACCAUUGGAUAGUAAUACAUUGGAAAUUGGUCAAAAUGUUCUUCUAUCAACACAAGAGAAUAUUAAUUUUAUUCAUGAAAUCUUUCGACAAAGUUAUCUUAUGUCCGGUGAAUAUGGUUUUGCUGCUUCGCAUAUUCUUCGUACGGUGAAUGAUUGGAUUAAAGAAAGAAAUUUACGACCUGUUUUUAUGCUUGAGCCUGAACAACGUUCAUCAUCUAAUGAUAAACUCGAUGAUAAUCAUCUUCGUUUAGGUCUUAAUCGUUGGUUACAAAUUUUUAUUACUCAAUCAUUUUAUUUAUUUCUUGUACGACCAACAUCACAGAAUGAUGAACAACAAACACCACAACAUGGAGUAAAUGCAGUACAACCAGAACAAGGUACACGGGAAAGAUCACUUGCUGGUCUUGUAACAUUUUAUAAGAAAUUACCACAAAGACAUACACCUGAUCGAACAACAUGGGAUUUAAUUUUAAGAGUUAUGUUAAAAAUUGUUCGACUUUCAUUACAAGAUCGACCACCACCAAAUUCAAAUCAUUUGUAUAUUGAAAAUACAAUAAAAACUCUUCUUUUUCUAUUUCAAUCAGCAUCAUUGUAUGUUAGUGUUGAACUAUGGAAUCAUUUAAGUGAUACUUUAUCGUCAAGAACUAUGUGGCCUGAAGUUAUUGAUCAAUGGGAUGCAUCAAUGCGAGCAUUAACAAAAGAUCUUGGACGUCUUGUUUAUAAAGUUGAAACAGAACCAAUAGCAACGACAAGUAUUCGCCGAGGCGUAGGAAAUAUUGGUGUUCGACGAACAGCAACAUCUGUUCCACCUAGUUCUCUUGAUUUAAAUUCAUCAAAUACACAACGUACACGAACAUUAAGUUCUGACGAUGAUAUAGAUCCAGCAGAACAAUCAACACCACAACAGCAACAACAACAUCAAUUAAAUCGAACAACAAUUAAUGAACGUGAUCGAGUACCACGACGACGGACAAAUAGUGAUGAUAGUCUCACACAUUCAACAGCAACAACAUCAUCAUCAUCAAUAAUUAAUCGACCACAUAUUUUAGCAAGUAUUCCAAGUAAUCAAAUAGGUGAACAACAAGCAACAAUGGAAAGUCAUACAUCAGAACAACAUUCAGUUUUAUUCAGUCCAAGUGAACCAUUAACUCAGCAGCAGCAACAACAUCAACCAUUAACGAUUCAUAUUGCACAACAAACACCGAAUUCUCAUAUGAGUGAUAUGUCAUCACCCAAUCAUGCACUUGAUUCACCAAUGAGUGAUGAUUAUAGUACAGCUUCAACUAGUGUACUUGAUACACAUAGUCUAAGUGGAAUACCUAGUGGAGAUGCAUUAACAUCCAAUUUUAAAAAUAAUAAUAUUCAUGCAAUUGAUUCUCGUUCAACAACUGUUUCUGAAUCAACUUCAACAUCUGAUCAUCAUCAACAUAUAUCUCCACCAUUAUCACGUGAUCAUCAUCCACUCAGUCAAUCAACUGUCGAUAGUCUUCAUUCAUUUCCACAAGAUUCAGCAACAAUUGAUAGUAUUGAUACUGCUACUUAUAUGCAUGAACAUACUUAUGAAUCAUCACGUCUUGCACCUGAAACAGCAUAUACAGCAUGGUUUCGUAUGCUUGGUUCACUCGGAAAUAUAAAUCAAAUACGUUCAGCAGAACAACAUAAUCGAAUAAUGAGAACUUUAUUUGAUAUAUGGAAAAUGCUUUGUCGUAUUCAUGUACAAUCAAAAGAUACUCAACAUGGAGAUUUAUACUUUGAUGGUCCACCAUUGUUAAUAUUUGCUCCAUGGCUUUUCGAGGCGAUACAAACAUUACCAACAACACAUCGUGAUGGAAAAUUAUCAGCAUAUAGAUUAUUAUGUUCGAUGGGUGUUUUGAAUCAUGAUGUUUCACCACCAUCAGAUUUUCUUGAUAUGUUUUUAUUAACGAUUUAUCAUGGUUUAUUAUCUGGAGAUGAAGAUAUUAUUUAUGUAAUUAUUAGUUCAUGUAAAGUCGAUUUCUUUCAUCGAUGUUGGCCAUCAUCAACAUUACUUUUACCAUUAUUUACUUCAGCUUGUUAUAAAAUUGGUCAACAACCAUGUCUUGUUGAUGGGAAAACCAUUCCAAAAGUAGAAGCAUUAACUAUACUUAGUAGUCUUGUUUGUUUUCCAAAUCAUUUUGAACAACUUGAUGUUUUAUCUGCGAAAGAUAAAGAAUAUGUACCUGUAACAAUGGAUCGUACACAAUUAAAACGUAUGAUUAUGAGUGAUUUAAUUAAAGCAUCACAAAAUGAUUCAGUACUUGAAUCACGAGAAAUUGCUUUAUGUGGUGUGGCUAUAUUCCUUUGUGAAGAAUUAAAACAUCAACGAGUUGAAUCACCUAUUAAACCAUUUAUGACAUUUAUUGUCGAUUGUUUACAGCCGGCUGAUUCUACAAUGUUUGCAGCUGAUAUGCUUCGUUUUCUUGCAUCAUAUGCUCCAUUAUUUAUAUCUCAUCGAGAUAAUCAAUCCGGUCAAGUAUAUACAAAAAUAAUUGAUGGUCUUAUAUUAUCUUUACGCGCAAAUAUUCCACGUGAUGUUGGUGCAUUAAUGCGUAAUAAUGUUCGUAUAAUCAAAUCUUUAAUAUUUGCAUUACUCGAAUGGAUUUUACAUGUUCCAACAAGUUAUUUACAACAACAACAAACAAUACGUGAUGAUAAUAAUCAAGAUAUAUCAUCGACAAUAAUUCAACGAACAUUUUCUGUUUUAAUCGAUGCUUAUCGUUCAACAAAUUCUUUAAAUGAUGAACAAACAGUUCAAGAUAAUGAAUUAACAUUAAGUCAAUCAAUAAAAUUAUGUUGUAAAUUUGCUAUUUUAUUUUUACUUAAUGAACAUUCACAUUUUCCUUUAACGGAAAAUGAAUCAUCACUUAUAACAACAAAUGUACAUGAAGGACAUGAUUGGUUAAAUUCAUCCAAACAACAAACUAUUUCAUCUGAUGAUAAUCAAAAUUUAAAUCAAUCCGAUGAAUUAAUUAUAAAUUCAUCUAAUAUACAAUUAUUUGUCAUACAUGAUGAUUUUCUUAUCUCAUUUAUUGAAAUACCAAAUGAUAAAAUAAAUGAAUUAACAACAGAUAAUCAACAAUUUAUAUCUCGAACAACUUUAUGUCGAACAAUUAUUCGAGAUCUCUGUGGAAGAUAUUGUUGGGAUAAUUAUGCGUUUAAUAUUAGUUCGAAUUCUAAAGCUAUUACACGUUCAUUUAAUAAUACGAUUGAAUUAACUCUACCAACGAAAUCAACAUAUGAAGUUGAAGAAACAACAAGAGGUAUUACAGUUUUGGAGAAAUUUGAUACUGAUCAACCACCGACACAUCAAAAUCAACCACCAAAUGCAGAUAUUUUAGAUAAACUUCUUCAAUAUAUAACAUCUCAUAGUCCAGAAUUAGCAUUUUACAGUGAUCGAACAUUGACUGAUGUUUCUCCAACACCAACAUUAAUAUCUUCUCAUGAUGAAAAAGCUAUUAUAAGAAUGAUUACCGAACAAGAAACAGCUGAAAAAGAAUAUGAUUUAUCGUUAUCUGGAAAAACGGAACGACGUAUUGAAAAUCCAAUACCUUUACCUCGUAAUGAUCGAUUUGCUUUAUGUCGGUCACAUAUAACUCAACUUGGUUUAAUGAUGUUUGAAAAUCGACAAAAUAUUGAUUUAUUAAAUACAUCAAAAACAAAUUGUGAUCAAUUAUUACGUGAAUUAAAAAAUUUAGAUACACUUGACUGUCGUGAAACACAUAAAAUUGCGGUUAUUUAUAUUGGUUAUGGACAAGAAGAUAAAACAAGUAUAUUUAAUAAUACUCAUGGUAGCACAAAUUAUGAAGAAUUUCUUACACAUCUUGGUUGGCAAGUUGAAUUAUCUAAACAUACUGGCUUUCGUGGUGGUUUACAUCCAUUAGCUAAUACAUAUUCAAUUUAUUAUGCUGAUGCACUUGUGGAAAUAAUGUAUCAUGUUGCAACAAUGAUUGAUGGAUCAACAGAUGAAGAUCGUUUAAGAAAAAAAACACGUCAUAUUGGAAAUGAUGAAGUACAAAUUAUAUGGACUGAACAUUAUCAUGAAUAUGAAAAAUCAAUUAUAGCUAGUGCUUUUGGUGAUGUACUUAUUGUUAUACAUCCAUUACCAAAUGGUUUAUAUAGAAUAAAAAUUGAUAAAACUAGCCAAACAACAAAUUUUGGUCCGUUAUUUGAUGGUGCAAUUGUUGAUAAACUUAUUCUUCCAGAAUUAGUACGUGCAACAGCAGUAAACGCUAGUCGUGCACGUCGUACAACAUUAAAUAAUCAUUGUGAAUUUUACGAAGAACGUUAUCGUAUAAUCAAUUCAAUAAUUCGUACACAUAAAAAAGAAACAACAUAUGAAGAAUUUCUUGCUAAAUCAUUUACACCAUUAGCUACAAAAACAUUGGCACACCAAACAGAUGAGGCAACAAAAUCCACGAACACGCAAAAUGAGCGUAGGGACGGGCUUUCCAAUAUCGUGACAAAUUCAAAUUCAAAUAUCCCUCCAAGUGGUCAAAAAACACGUCAAACAACUCGAAAUUUUCCUUUUUUAACACCAAAUAACACUGUACCAACACCAACAACACGCCGAUAA